Messenger RNA from Puccinia graminis f. sp. tritici CRL 75-36-700-3, 540 nucleotides. RefSeq lists its product as uncharacterized. Lineage: Eukaryota; Fungi; Basidiomycota; Pucciniomycetes; Pucciniales; Pucciniaceae. The record is from RefSeq and is a predicted model, not a curated record. Bases 1 to 540 code for a protein of 179 amino acids. The transcript has a single exon.
AUGUCAACGAAUGUGGCUGCUGAAGAGCCGAUUUUGACGAAUGUGGCUGUUGAAGAGCCCUUACCGAUUGGAGAGAUGAAUUGGCCAGAGGAAGAUAUACUCGGGUUGCCGCAAACAUCAAUGAUGAAUGCUAUUACCAAAGAUCCAUUACCUUUCGAAGAGGUACCAGAUGUGAUUCAGCCGGAAGAAACUGAAAGAUCCGCUCGAUCGCUUAAGAACAAAGUUGGCCAACUGACCUUGAAUAAGAAUAUCACUGAGAUGGAACGAGAAAAAACGAUUCAAAUGCUAAAGAAAAGAUCGGCGACAAAUUAUGGCGGUCAAGAGCCAAAAGAAGUCCAAAUAGACUUGGUCAUCGAUUUGAUUCAUCGUCGAGACACUUUUGUCCUUGCGGGGACAGGUGUUGGCAAGAGUCGAAUUGCUGAGAUGUAUUGGGAUCUGUUUCCUCGAUACAAAAAGCCAAUCGUCUUGGUCUUGAACCCUCUGGAUGCCCUUGGUGACAAUCAGGCAUGUUGUCUCUUAUGCUGCUUGUUUGAUUUGUGA